Messenger RNA from Columba livia (rock pigeon), 5206 nucleotides. RefSeq names its product pleckstrin homology domain containing O1 (gene PLEKHO1). The transcript has 7 exons. Gene Ontology annotation, cellular component: muscle cell projection membrane; ruffle membrane. NCBI's taxonomy places the organism in Eukaryota, Metazoa, Chordata, Aves, Columbiformes, Columbidae. Gene Ontology annotation, biological process: regulation of myoblast fusion. Bases 733 to 2022 code for a protein of 429 amino acids. The record is from RefSeq and is a predicted model, not a curated record.
CGCGCUGUACAGCGGCUGGGGGGCUGACCCACAGUUCACCCACCUCUUCUCCACCUGAACGCAACUUGUGCCGUGCUCUGGUUUUCCCUCUGUUCUCAUGCACCUCCCUAAGCCCAGCCCGGCGCCCCGGCCCCGGCUCAGGUAGUUCUGCGCUUGUGGGAUUUAUAGAGACCAAAUAAACAGAAAAAGGGUUUUUUCUAAGCAGCGCCUAAACCUCGCCGGGUUUUAUUCACCUGCCCUCAGACCCUCCCCGGGAAACACUCAGCCAAGUGGUUUAAUCUUUAAAACCCUGGAGGCAGACAGACCCUCCCGGCGCCGCCCGGCGCUCUGCCCUCCGUCGGGACGGUUUAUCGGCGGUGCCAGCGGACACGCCGGGGACAGCCAAGGCCGCGCCGCCCGCGUUGCCCGCUGACCCCACGCGCCCCCGAGCCGCGGAUGGAGCCAGAAACAAAGAAGAGUAACGAAACGGCGCUGGAGCCGCGAUGGCGCGGCGGGUGCGCUCAGACGUCACCGCGCUGGGGACGAGCGGGAGGCCCGGCCGGCCCAGCCAUGGUGCUGGGGGCGCGGGGGUGUGAGGAUGGAUUACAGAGCCGGGCGGCUCCGCGCGUAACCAGAGAGCGCCCGUGAUCCGCACAGCGCCCGGGAGCGCGGGGAGGAAGAGGAGGAUCGUCCGCCCUCCUCGGGACCCCAGGGAGCCCCUCGCCGACCCCUCAGCUCCCCCAGCGCCGAGGAAUGAUGAAAAAAUACAAUUCUGCAAAAAGGGGGCCCCAGGAUGGAAACCAGCAACCUGCGCAGCCCGAGAAGGUCGGCUGGGUGCGGAAAUUCUGCGGGAAAGGCAUUUUUAGGGAAAUCUGGAAAAACCGUUACGUGGUUCUGAAGGGAGAUCAGCUUUACAUCUCGGAGAAGGAGGUAAAAGAUGAAAAAAACAUCCAGGAGAUGUUCGACCUGAGCGAUUAUGAGAAAUGUGAAGAGCUCAGGAAGUCCAAAAGCAGAAGUAAAAAGAACCACAGCAAAUUCACCCUCGCGCACUCCAGACAGCCUGGAAACACGGCACCGAAUCUGAUCUUCCUGGCUGUGAGUCCAGAAGAGAAAGAGUCCUGGAUUAAUGCCCUCAACUCUGCCAUCACACGCGCUAAGAACCGCAUCCUAGACGAGGUCACCGUGGAAGAGGACAGCUACCUGGCGCACCCCACGCGCGACAGGGCCAAGAUCCAGCACUCCCGGCGCCCGCCCACGCGGGGACAUCUGAUGGCUGUGGCAUCUACCUCAACGUCGGACGGCAUGCUGACACUCGACCUGAUCCAGGAGGAAGACGCCUCUCCCGAGGAUCACGGCACCUGCGAGGAGAGUUUCCGCGUGGAUCUGGAUAAGUCGGUGGCUCAUCUCACCGCCGGCAGGCGCCGCUCGGACUCCGAGAACGUCAAACCGUCAGAGAAGGGGCGGACGGGGAGCCUCCCGAGGCGGGAGGUGACCUCGUGGGACAGGUCCGGGCAGCGCAAUGACUCCUUUGACAAAGGGACCAUGUACACGCCACAGGUCCCCAAAAAGCUCUCGCACUCAGAAAAGAAUAAAUGUGCCUCCAUGGAAGAAAUCCUGUCUCGCCGGGACUCUUCGGCGCACCGGGCGCUGCUGAGGAGGGGGCUGGAGGCUCAGUUCGCCUCGGCGGAGCCGGAGCAGCUGUCCCGGAUACAAGAACUGGUUGCACUGAAACUGGAAAAAACUCAGGAACUGCUGACGGAGGUGAAGGGCUACGGGGAAGGCAAGAGAAAGACCAAGGACGCCGCCACCAGCACCACCACCACUUCUUCUUCUUCCUCGUCAUCCUCCAAGUCGGACUGUGAGAGGAUCCUGCAGGAGUCGGAGCGGCUGCUGGGGGAGGCGUCCUCCACGUGGAGCCAGGCCAAGAGGGUGCUGCAGGAGAUCCGCGAGCUGAGGGACCUGUACAGGCACUUGGAACUGCAGCAGUCGGACUGCAAAGGCAGACAGAGCUCACAGUCUCAGUACAGGAAGAGCAUGAUGUGAAGGCCCCACUCGUGUCCCGCUCGGAGGACGGAAGAAAGCGCCAGUUCCUAGAGAACGUCCCUGCAUGCCCGGAGCAGCAUGUGUGCAACCACGGGACAGAUGCUCCUGUAAGGCCUGGCUUUGCUGCUCGGAACGCCUGAGCUCCCUGACCGAGACUCUCGUCUUGUUCCCUCACCGUCCUCUUGGAAAUAAGUGACAACACCAAAAGUGUCCGUCCCAGCCAACGCUCGCAAGUCCCCGCUGUCCAGGAGCUGUUGUGGAGACGCUGGGAAGCCGAGGCCGAGCGCCGGUGCUGAACCCCCGGGUGGGCAGUUGGUGUUUGUGGAACAUAUGGAGCCCCCAGAAGCGGGGCAAGAGGUUUGUGACCCGUGUCCCCACAGCCAUCUGCUUUACAGACCCCCGGCCAACGGAGCUCGCAGCUCCAUGUCUUCCUUUCUGUGCAAAUAGAGGAUCAAAGCCUUGAAUUUAACAGACACCCCGCACGGGUUGUUUGGGGGGGUUGUUUUCUGGCUUUUUUUCCAUUUUCACUUCAGUAUUUUGUUUUGCGUUGAGCUGAGGGGAAAUGGCAAAAUCGGGGUGUACAGGCGGCAGCCCGAAACCAAGAGCCAAAAGUCGUUUUGGUGGGUUUGAUUCUGCUUGUCGGUUUGUGCUGCCGGGCUGUGGCGGUCAGGAUCAGGAUCAGCCCCGCCGAAAGGAAAGCUGAGCCUGGCCCCGAGCUCAAACCCCUCGAGCGCUUGGCUCCAUAGCCGGCUCAGUUUUCACGCCUUUGAGCAGCAAGCCAAGCAAGAGGAUGUCGAAGAUGUGUCAAAGGGCUCAAAGUGCACCCACGUGGUGACGGUGACGUCCCGCUGGUACCUCACAAACAAAAAAAUCCAGUUCCCUUACCUGCAUUGCGAACAAUCUGUGAAAAUACCAAACGCAACAGUUAUCCUGGCGGUGGGCGGUGUCUGUUUUCUCCGUGGAAAGGAGAGCGGCUCCUGUGUCUGCUCAGCUCCACCCCAGGCUGGCGGUGCUGACCUGGAGCUGCCAGCGCUGCGAAGAAACCACUUCUGGUUGGUUUUACUGAGUCUUCCUCCCCUUCCCCUGUUAGAACCGUUACUGCUAAGAUCUUACAUUGCCAAACGAGCUCUGGCCCCUGCAAACACCGUCUCCUCGGGCCCAGCGCUGUGCCCACCCCGAGGGGACGCCGUGGGGCGGCGUCGCCCCCGUCACCGCUGCCGCCCUCCAGGGCUACACGCGUCACCCCAACAGCAUCUGGGCUUUUUCAGUGAUGUUCUCCUUACCUUUCCCAGCAGCUGAAGGAUCUGUUUGGACGCAUCAGAGGAAAAAGCAUAAUCCCUGAAAGAGAAUAAAAAAGAGCUCAUGUGAGGCGCUCUGAUAAAACCCUUCCCGUUCAGCUCCGUGACUGAGAGAACACAGACAAGGGAAAAGGAAUCACUUAGGAAGAAAAAAACCAUGAGUUUUCAGAACAAAAAACGUGUAUUUUUCGCUUGGGAAUAUUUUUGUAUUAUAAAAAAUGUGAAUUUUUUCGUAGAAACCUCUCCAAGUCACAAUGAAACACUGUUUUACCAGCCGUCCCCGUGGAGAAGCCUGACGCUUCGUCUCCCCAGGGGCAGUUCUGACGCGGUUUUCACUCCAACCCAAACGCAGCUGGAACUGUGGAAUUCUCCCCACAGCAGCAGUAGCAGAGUCCCCAGGUCCGGUCCCCGCACAGAAGUACCUAGAAACCCAUCAGGAGCCUCUGGAUCCUGCGCAGACACGCAGGGCUGGGAGAUCUCGCUGCCUUCUCCUGCGUGGGCUGGAGUUCUGCCCUCUUUUAUUAUCAUUCUUUAAAAAUCUAAAUUGCGCAAAGUUCUCCCCUCUGUACCGCAGCACCCCGAGUCACUGAUGGAAGGGAACCAUCCUUCCAUUGCCACCAGAACCUUUGGAAAGGACUCCAGCAGAUUCUGUGUGAGAGUUUGGGGCUUCAGGAGCCUGUGUGAGUUUUAUUAUGCAAGUGGCCCAAAAGGCAAAGUCCCUUGGACACCGAAACGCUUCAGCCCAUGGGGGCAGAGGAACCGGCCCCGCCACGGGGAACACGCAGCCGCACAUCAGUUUACAAACGGACGCGAAGAGCAGGAGCCUCGAUUCCCUGCAGACCGAAGAGCUGAGUCGGGAACCCGCAGUGAUGCUGCGAGAGCUGCAGUGUGAGCUGCAAGGGCAGGGGGGCUGCUGGGCUUGCUGGCCCACAACACGAGUCAGGGACUCGGCUGUUGAGCUGUGGGGGGGAUUCAAGCUCCUUUUCGCAAAGGAGAGUUCCAGCCUGCGUUUGCUGCAGAAAAUCACUCCCGGCUUCUCCUUCAGGGACGCGCCCCAAAGCCCUUUGCUCAGACUCAGCGCUCACCUCGUGUCACACUUACAACGAGAACAUUCAUCGAAACGGCAAAUCCUAGAAGAGUUCAACGUUCCCGAUUUCUGGGAAUUCACCUCCCAUCACAUGUAGAGCAGAAACCACCCCCGUCCGGCACCUCCGCCCUUCUCUGCCCACCAAACCGGCACCAGAUUUCAAUGGGCAAAACUGUGAAAAAGCCUCAGACCCCCCAAAUAACUAAUGGUUUCCAGAGCUAUUUGUAUCUGAGCCACAAGAACAAAACCCCCGAUAUCAGAGGAUGGUCCAAAAUCCCUUUAAAUCCCCCAAACUAACCCUUAUGGGAGAAAAGAACACUCUCCUCUUUCACUUUUCUCUAGCCCAUAGUCAAAGGAAUCAAAUCAUUUGCGAAUGAAGUUGGAGGAGCUGAUUCUUGUCCAUACGAAGCAUCGUUCAUGUCUCACACUCCCUGAACCUCCUCGGUUCCCACACGUCACACCAGGGGCUCUGAAGGUGCUAUUUUCUGCUGCAGCUGCUCAAAGGAGUGUUUAUAAACACGAUAUUGAUUUGAUCGAUGCUUGAUCCACCCCUUCUUUUGCUCUUUGACUUGUAUUUCAGGUUCUCCUUUCCUCUUCUUACCGAGGGGGCUGGGGGGGGAUAACGGAAUGGGUUGUUGCUUUUGGAAAGAAAUCUGCACUGAUUUUUCUGUAAAUUGAACCUUCCACAUGUACAGAGCGCGGGGCACGGGUCCCGUCUGCUGCAGCUUUCUUUAUUUUGAUUGAUUUUAAGGCUGUGAUGAAAAGAAUUUUUUAAAUUAAAGGAAAAUGAAAAAAGAAA